UCUUGGAGUGGAGUGGACACUCUUCACACUCACACUACUCCACCAUAGUUGCAGCAGUUUCUGUUCAGAGCACAAAACGCGCACAAGACAGUGCCGUUGAGCUGAUUACACUUAGAAGUCGAAGCCUUUACCUACCCACCAUCAUAAAACUUCAUUCAGGAGGAAGUUGGAGAUAGACAAGUAAAUAUUGAAGGAGAAGAUGCCUGAAAUAACGAAGAAUCAACCCUCACAUUGGUGGUUUCUUGAUAGCCACAGUAGUACUAAACGAUCUCCAUGGCUUCAAUCCACUCUAUCUGAGCUAAAUGAGAAGACGAAGGCAAUUUUAAAGUUAAUUGAAGAAGAUGCAGAUUCCUUUGCCCAACGUGCAGAGAUGUACUACAAGAAGCGACCGGAACUCGUGAGCAUGGUUGAAGAUUUCUACCGGACACACCGUUCACUAGCUGAGCGGUAUGAUCAAGUGAAACCUGACACUGGAAUUAGCCAUCUCACGACUGGAGGAUCACCCUUUGCUUCAGCCAAAUAUCAAAUAGAGAAGCUAAUGAGUUUUGCAGAUAAUGGUUAUGAUACCUAUUCUGAGGAUUGUGCUAUAGAUGAGUAUGAGGAAUCUGAUGUUUAUGAUCCUGAUCAGGAGCAAGAGGAGAGGGCCAAAUUUCACAACUUCACAAAAGAAGAGCAAGUUUCAUUUGUGGCUUCUGCCAAUGAGGAAGUGAUGAAGCUGAGGGAUGAAAUUAAGAGACUCAAUGAAGAGACCAAGGUUUUUCUUGGUGUCAAACGCUAUUGGAUGCUCCUAUGCAGCUGCUUCUCUAGCCAUCUCAAUGGUUUCAAGAACCAGUGGAAACAAAACGGCACCGUUCCUGCUAACAGUGCUGGACCUUGUGAUCAUGGCGCUUCUGUUCUCAGCCAAUGGCGCAGCCGCUGCAGUGGGAGUUAUUGGACAGAAGGGGAACUCGCACGUACAGUGGAUGAAAGUGUGCAACGUAUUCAACGCUUACUGCAACCAUGCCACCGCUGCUCUGGUCCUUUCUCUGAUUGGAUCCUCUGCUUUUCUCUUGGGGGUGGUGCACUCUGUUUUCAAACUCCAUUACAGGUGAAGUUAUGUUACUUCCAAAAGUAGGUCAAUGUUAGUAACUCCGUAGCUACCAAAGAUCAAUGUAUGGUUGGGUUCUUCACCCUCCUUCUUGAAAGGAGAUUAAUGUUUCAUAGUAGUACUGGUGGUAAUUAUGAUCAUAAAGGAAUGAAAUAUAUAUAUAGAAAUGAGUAUAGAUACGGUUGGGUUGUACUCCACUACUCCCUCUAUUUCAAAAUAAU
Lotus japonicus is the source of this 1308-nucleotide messenger RNA. Its product is annotated as CASP-like protein 1E2. Gene Ontology annotation, molecular function: actin binding. The record is from RefSeq and is a predicted model, not a curated record. The transcript has 5 exons. Lineage: Eukaryota; Viridiplantae; Streptophyta; Magnoliopsida; Fabales; Fabaceae. Bases 200 to 1114 code for a protein of 304 amino acids. Gene Ontology annotation, cellular component: vacuolar membrane.